CAUCCUAGUCAUUUCAGUUAUCCCAGUCAUCCCAGUCAUCCCAGUCAUCCAGGUCAUCCUAGUCAUCCUAGCAAUCCCCACCAUCCUAGUCAUCCCAGUCAUCCUAGGCAUCACGAACAUCCCAGUCAUUUUAGCCACUCACCAAGUAACUCUAGUCAUCUCAGAUAUUCCAGUCAUCCCAAUCACCCUAGUCAUCCAGGUCAUCCUAGCAAUCCUAGUCAUUCCAGUCAUCCUAGGCAUCCCAAACAUCCCAGUCAUUUUAGUCACUCACCAAGUAACUCUAGUUGUCUUAGAUAUUCCAGUCAUCCCAGUCACCCUAGUCAUCCAGGUCAUCCUAGCAAUCCUAAUCAUCCCAGUCAUUCUAGGCAUCCCAAACAUCCCAGUCAUUUUGGUCACUCUAGUCAUCUUAGUUAUUCCAGUCAAGUGAGUCACCCUAGUCAUUCUAGUCAUUCCAGACAUCUCAGUUAUCCCAGUCAUCCAUUUAUUUUAGUCACUCACCCAGUCACUCUAGUCAUCUUAGUUAUUCCUGUCAUCCGAGUCAGCCUAGUCAUCCAGGUCAUCCUAGUCAUCCUAGGCAUCCCAAACAUCCCAGUCAUUUUAGUCACUCACCCAGGCACUCUGCAAACAAACAUUAAUUGUCCCAUGGUACACAGAAAACACAGCCUGUAGUCAUCCCACUUACACAAAUCAUCUCAGUCAUCUCAGUCAUCCUGGUCAACCCAGUGAUCCAACAUCCACCUUAAAUAAACAGCUUUGUUUCAAAUAAACUAAGCUAGGAUAUGCUGUUGGGUUUUCUGAUAAAUGCUUUGACAAGUUCUUUUUUUUUUAAGACAGUUUAAAUUAAUAAUUGUUAUCAAUAAAUAUUUUUCUUUAAGGAAUGGACUAUUUUGCGUCACAAGUUCUGAAGUCUUGAUGAAGAAGAAUAACAUGUCAACCUGCUGGACAAUGUAAUACAGUCAGAAAACAGGAUCAGGAAGAAAGGGCAGCUCUAAAAACAAGGUAAACAAUUCUCUUUACAGGAAUACAUUAUGUGCAUAUACCAUGUGUGACAUUACAUUAACUCUAUUUAAAGCCACCAAUCUGUCAGUUGUUCAAACGAUUGCAGUCUUGAAUUCAAAAUAACUUGUUCAUUUGAUUUUAUUUUGUUAUUUUGUGGCUGCCUUGGUUUUUUUUCUUUGAUGGCUAUAGCCUGUAGAGCAGGUAUAUUUGGCAGGGUGGCGGACACAGAGAUUUGUUCAUGGUUGGUGAGUGUGUACGAUUUUUAUUCACUUGUUGUGAAGAAUCGCAAACGAAUGAGUGAGUGCAGCGAACAAGUGAGUUUACGAUUCCUCACAACUCAUGAAUAAAAAUUGUAUAAGAGAACCAACCAUGAAGUUUUUUGUUUAUUUCAUAAGUAUGGAGAUUUCUCUCAAACAAUUAUGACAAAUUAAAAGCGAUUAGAUGAUGAAAUGAGUUUUAUUCACUUAAAUGCUUAGUUUCCAAAUUGAACAUCUUUUCAAACCUUUUAGACGAUGAAAUGAGUCUUACGCACUUAAAAGCGUAUAAAAGCUUUAACAUUUUGUCUUUUAAAAAUUUCAGCUAAAAGAAAAAAUGAAAGUCAUAAAAGCUAGUUGAAAGCUUAUAUAAUGAACGGUGAUUCAUUUCACAUAACACGCAUUACCUUCUACGACUGCAGAAGGAGUAGAAUAAUCACAUAAAGGUUGAAGGAGGUUUAGGUCACAUUUCAAGCAUAGGUUUUCAUUUCAGUAGCUUUACUGGUUCAUUGUAAAUCAUUGUGAUGAGUGGUGGGGCCUCUUGUAUGAUUACCUCCUCAUGCUUUCCUUGCUAAUUUAAGUUCCCUACCACCACUUUUCGGAUCAUCAUAUGUUUCUGGAAAACUCCCGACCUACCUCUCCCCUAAGCCAACGUUAACACUUACUUCUCACUUAGGGCAAAAAGCUGGCUUAAGGGAGGGGUAGGUGGGCAGUUUCCCAGAAGCGUAUAAUGAUCCCACUUUUCUAGGCACUAGUUUCCCUUCUCAUCCACUAGCAGGGCUGUCACUAAGUCUUUAAGUUUCUGGAUCUACAUAGUUAGUCAGCGGGAAAUUGAGCAGCUAGGAAUUUUUUUGGUUUCAUUUUCCUUUUGUUUCCUAUAAAAAUAGCGUGAGGUCAUGCUCAUGGGCUCAGUGAACAUAUUGAUAAAAGGGGUUUGACUGUUAUGGUUCUAAGAGAAUAUAUGAAUUGAUAAACAGAAUAAUAACUAUUGUAAUGUUUAUGAUUGUAACUUGACUUACAUGCUGAUGUAUGCUCAUGUUUUUCUUAUCCAGAUCAGAUGCAUUACACUGUAUGCCACAAACAGACAGGAUCAAGUCUUCAACAUUAAGGCUUUACAGGUUAUCUUAAGUACCGUAUUACUUUGUAAUCCAGCUCUUGAGUGAACCAGAUAAACAAAAUGUGGCUUGCUUGUUCAAAAGACAAUUAUUAUUAAUCUUAUCCAGGACACAAAAUUAAAAAUGCAUUUAAAUGCACUUUAAAGUAGUUAACAGUAAAGUGCAUCUUUAAGGGAUUGGUUGGUUUGCACACACUGAGUAGUUUGCUACAAAAUUCACAUGAUGCAAGUCAUGUGGAGAUUUCUUUGCACAGGGAUUUUUAUGCUACGACGUUUCUUAAUACAAUUCUUUCUACUGUAGAAAUUAGUUAUAAUAAGUAAAAAAUACAGGGCAAAAGUAUUGACAGCUGAUUUCCGUAUAAAGUUGAGUGCAAAAUUUCUUUAGUUGCUGUUGUGCAGAAGAGUUGGUUUUGAUUUUGAACAGAAUCAGGAACAUUUCAAAGAAUUGAAGUUAAUUGAUAAACAUGAGUUGAAUCAAUGUUUAUUUUCAAAGCAUCCGGUNAGGCGAAACGAAGAGUGGAGGCCAAGUAUAUAUUCAAGGUUAUACUAUUUAAUUGUUAAAGGAGAUUACAUGAGCAAGGCCUAAGGUCAACUGAACUAUAGAACAAUCAUAUCAGGAUAUAUAUGUCGAGCACGGUUACUAAGUAGGAGGUUUAAGGGCUAAUCCCACAGUUAUUUUUUCCUGUGACGUACAUGUGGUUGAAUGUGGACAAGCGGGUUACCCCACUUAAGCGGGUUAACCUCACUUACCUGGGGUUUACACCUCAUUACGGACAUUUUUCUAUGUCCCUGGAGAAAGCCCUUACAAUUUCUCUCUACCUUCUCCUUUCCUCAAGGGAAGUUUCAUUGGAGAGACAUCUGCGCCUUAAUGACAGAAAUUCCAUCGCAAUGACAUAAAAUUUGUGCUAAAUCUGGUCAGGAGUUCUGAUUGGGUGACAUAUUAAUUGCAUUGUUUUAGCUUUUUGUUUACAAAGGACAGAAAAGACAAAACAAAACGCACAAAGAGUGUUUUUGCCGCUCAUUCACUGGAGAACUAACAACGUAACCACAAUAGACCAGGAGGAACACAAACUCAAGCAAAUUUGUAGUUGGAACCCCAUGACUACUAGAUUACAUUAUGUAAACAUUGAUUUGCAUCGUCAGUGUGGAAUUUUUUUCAUUAAGGAGUAGACAUCUCUCCUGCGAAACGUCCCUACUAGCUGCGAGGAGUGAGAAGAGACAGCUGUAUUCGCAGGCUAUAGUCAUCCCACUUAUCUCAUUGACUCCCAGUCAUUUUAUUCACCCUAGUUACUCUAGUCAGCCCAGUCACCCCAGUCACCCUAGUCUUCUUAGUCAUACCAGUCAUCUCAAACAUUCCACCAUCCAAAUCAUCCCUAGUCAUCCUAGUCCUCCUAGUCACCAUAGUCAUGCCAGACACCCUAGUGAUCCUGGUGAUCCAAGUUAUCCCAAUCAUCACAGUCACCCUUAUCAUCCCAGUCAUCUCAAUCAUCUCCAUCACCCUGCCAUCCAAUCCCAGUCACACAAUUCAUCCCAGUCAUCCUAGCAAGGCUUGAUGUUGCGACCUGUGGGGUUACCAGUGCUACCAACUUUUACUCAGUGGCGACUAAUUUUCAUGUCUAGUCGCCAACCUGGCCCCCAAGAUAGGUGACUUUCUUCUUUGGGAAAACGUACACCAAUGAUAGUUUGUUAUCCUUUACAAAACUAGCGGAUAGCUAACGGUUUUUCUCACUCUCUAACGUUUUGCCCAAACGUUCUAACGGAUUGUCUAAACGUUUUAACGAUUUGUCUAAGUGCUUUAAUGAUUUCUUCCAACACUCUAACGGAUUGUUCUUAUGAUCUAAGAGUUAGUCCGUUGAACAUUUGACUUUUACUUGAAAGAGGAUUGUGAAAAACACAAGGUAGAACGGACAUUAAAACACGCAAAAACCAUGGAAAGGAACUCUGCAAUGUGUGAAUGCAUUUUUCACCAACUUGCUGUCAGAAAUGCGAACGUCAACGUAGUAAAAUGAUCUAUUGCCAGCAUAAUUCGAUAUUCCUUAGGCCAAAAAAAUUUAUAGUAUUCAUUAUUAAAUUUUGACCGGCCAGAAUCAGGGUUUGUGCGGGCUAAAAAAUAUUUGGCCGGUCAUCAUGACUGGCAAACUGCUGUCCAUUUUUGUCAGCCCUGCUAUUCAUCCAGGUCAUCCUAGUCAUCCCAGUCAUUCUAGGGAUUCCAAACAUCCCAGUCAUUUUAGUCACUCGUGAACCCAGUCACUCUAGUCAUCUUAGUUAUUCCAGUCAAGUGAGUCACCCUAGUCAUCCUAGUCAUUUCAGUUAUCCCAGUCAUCCCAGUCAUCCCAGUCAUCCAGGUCAUCCUAGUCAUCCUAGCAAUCCCCACCAUCCUAGUCAUCCCAGUCAUCCUAGGCAUCACGAACAUCCCAGUCAUUUUAGCCACUCACCAAGUAACUCUAGUCAUCUCAGAUAUUCCAGUCAUCCCAAUCACCCUAGUCAUCCAGGUCAUCCUAGCAAUCCUAGUCAUUCCAGUCAUCCUAGGCAUCCCAAACAUCCCAGUCAUUUUAGUCACUCACCAAGUAACUCUAGUUGUCUUAGAUAUUCCAGUCAUCCCAGUCACCCUAGUCAUCCAGGUCAUCCUAGCAAUCCUAAUCAUCCCAGUCAUUCUAGGCAUCCCAAACAUCCCAGUCAUUUUGGUCACUCUAGUCAUCUUAGUUAUUCCAGUCAAGUGAGUCACCCUAGUCAUUCUAGUCAUUCCAGACAUCUCAGUUAUCCCAGUCAU
Molecule: messenger RNA, 5137 nt
Organism: Porites evermanni
Lineage: Eukaryota; Metazoa; Cnidaria; Anthozoa; Scleractinia; Poritidae
Source: the annotation of a GenBank genome assembly